AUGACUAUUGCUGUAAAGGACGUCACACAAGCCAUCCGUGACAACAAGCCAAUAGACAUGCACCCUCAGUUGUACAAUGUGGUCAUGGGCAUGCUUCGCUUCACCGAGGAGGAUCUCAUGGCGGUGCUGAGCCACCUCGUCAACCACAAGGGCCAGGUUACAGCUUUGCUCGAAAUAAUCACCGGCUGGACUCUUUGCUUGGCGUUCAGACUAGGCAGGAGAAGCAGUGGCCGUGCGAUCGGGAAUGGAUGGCAUCUGAAAUGGGCAGGCCAGCCUCUGCCUUGUCUGCGGCAAGUUAGAGAAUCCGCGCCGCUCACCAUUUCUUGCCGCCGACGACCCCGGGAGGAAGCGAUGGUGCCCCCGACGAUGCCGCACGGGCUCCCACCGGGCACGCUCAGCUCCGGCAUGGACCUCCUCCUCAACUUCCUCUACUCCUACCUGCCGGAACCCCCCGUCCGCACCACCGCCUCCCUCUGCUGCGCCGCCGCCGGCGACAGCGCCGACCGGGUCAGCCGCCUCCCCGACGAUCUCCUCCGCCGCGUGGUCUCCCUUCUCCCCGCCAAGGACGGCGCCCGCACCACCGCGCUCUCCUCACGCUGGCGCCACCUCUGGCGCUCCACCCCGCUCGUCCUCGUCGACACCCACCUCCUCCCCGGGGGCGACGGGGAGCGUCGGCCCGCCCACGUUGGCGCCGCCUCGCGCGCCGUCACCAGCGCCGUCUCCGCCGUCCUCGAGUCACAUCCUGGGCCCUUCCCCUUCGCGAGCCUCACCUGCAGCUUCAUGGUCCACGCCGACGACCGCCUGCUCGCGCGCUGGUUCCUGCUCCUCGCCGCCAAAGGCGUCCACGAGCUCGUCUUCGUCAACCGCCCCUUCCCCAUACCAGGCUUGCGCCUCCCUCCCGCAAUCUUCAGCUGCGCCUCGCUCCGCCGGCUCUGCAUCGGCGCCUGGGUGCUCCCGGACACCACCGCCCUCCCACGCAGCGCGGCCUUCCCCAACCUCCGCCAGCUCUUCCUUAGCUGCGUCGUCAUGGAGGCCAACGACCUCGACUUCGUGCUCGCCGUCAGCCCUGCGCUGGAGAUCCUCACGGUCACCGGAAGCCUCACCCCGUUGCGUGCUCGUCUCACCAGCCACAGCCUACGGUCCGUGCAGUUCUGCCUGUCCAUCAUGAACGAGAUCGCCGUGGUGGACGCCCCGAGGCUAGAGCGGCUCUUCCUGUGGAAAAAUUGGAACGAGCGCCACGGCUUGAGCGAUGUUAAGACCACCGUCAAGAUCGACCAUGUUUCUAAGCUGCGUGUGCUGGGAUACCUGGAGCCAGGAGUGCACUUGCUGCAGAUCGGCAACACCAUCAUCGAGGCUGGAUCAAAGGCGAGCACGCACAACACUGUGCCAAGCGUCCAGAUGUUGGCUGUGCAAUUGCAGUUCGCAUUCUGCAGUGAAGUCGAGAUGCUUCCUAUCUUCCUCAGAUGCUUUCCUAACGUUGAGACGUUGGUUGUCGAGUCUCGGGCACAUCGUGAAACGCUUAGCAACCUUAAUCUGAAGAUCUGGCAGAGAGCAAAUCCUAUCGAGUGUGUCCAGUCGCACCUCAGGACUCUGGCUUUCCAUGAGCUACAAGGGAGGCACAAUGAGUUUGAUUUCCUCAAGUUCAUCGCAGAGAAUGCGCGGAAGCUGGAGAGGAUGUUCAUCGUGAUGAAAAGUGAGCUAACCUAUGCCGAGAGGCAAGUGGUGUUUGCCGGAGUUGGUGCCCUUUAUUCUGCUCAUUGGGCUAGUAGGGACUGCACCGUGCAAUAUACGAUCAGUAGCUUGCCUGUUGGAAGUAGUACCUGGAACUUCCCAGCGGGAUCAGAGUUGUCUCUUGAUGAUCCUUUUGAGGCAUUCCGUGAAGACUAGGCGCUGCUAUGCUGGGUUGGAAGUGUUGUGUCGCAGUAUCCUGUCUUGACGCUGAUUUCAGGUGUUCGAACUUUGGAAUGUGUUCGCUGAUGUCUGCUGAACAGGGUUCUACUUCUUGUAGCUGAUUUAUUCGCUAAAUUUAUGUAGUACUAUAUUCCAUGGAGAGUCUGCCUUCUGUUGCUACUAUCUGAAUGCUGACUAAUAUUCGCAGUUUCAUGUGAUUUAGGUGAUGUUACAUUACGAAAUUUGUGCAAAGUACCCGGGUCAUAUUUCUGAA
Molecule: messenger RNA, 2164 nt
Organism: Lolium perenne
Lineage: Eukaryota; Viridiplantae; Streptophyta; Magnoliopsida; Poales; Poaceae
Product: F-box/LRR-repeat protein 13
Molecular function (GO): protein binding
Source: RefSeq, a predicted model, not a curated record